This is a messenger RNA of Polyodon spathula (Mississippi paddlefish), 5288 nucleotides long. Its product is annotated as palmitoyltransferase ZDHHC17. Gene Ontology annotation, biological process: protein palmitoylation. Gene Ontology annotation, molecular function: palmitoyltransferase activity; protein binding. The record is from RefSeq and is a predicted model, not a curated record. The coding region runs from base 15 to 1883 and encodes 622 amino acids. Gene Ontology annotation, cellular component: Golgi membrane. Lineage: Eukaryota; Metazoa; Chordata; Actinopteri; Acipenseriformes; Polyodontidae. The transcript has 17 exons.
CGUUUAACACCAAGAUGGCAGAAGCUAUGGAUGAAUAUGAGAAAGAAGCUGGCUGCGUCCCCAUUCUCCAUCCAGAGGAAAUCAAGCCUCAGAGCCAUUAUAACCAAGGCUACAGCGAAUCUCUUGGGCGAAAGAGCACCAUUGAUGAUUACAGCACCUGGGAUAUUGUGAAAGCUACACAAUAUGGAAUAUUCGAACGUUGCCGAGAGCUGGUGGAGGCAGGUUAUGAUGUCCGACAACCAGACAAAGAAAACGUCACACUCCUACACUGGGCAGCCAUCAACAACAGAAUAGAUCUAGUCAAGUAUUACAUAUCAAAGGGUUCUAUUGUUGAUCAGCUUGGAGGAGAUCUCAACUCCACACCGCUCCACUGGGCAACAAGACAGGGCCACUUGUCCAUGGUUGUCCAGCUCUUGAAAUAUGGAGGUGACCCGUCACUCAUCGACGGGGAGGGCUGCAGCUGUAUUCACUUGGCUGCUCAGUUUGGACACACAUCAAUUGUUGCAUAUUUUAUAGCCAAGGGUCAGGAUGUUGAUAUGAUGGAUCAGAAUGGGAUGACCCCGUUAAUGUGGGCAGCCUAUAGGACACACAGUGUGGAUCCCACCAGGUUAUUGCUCACGUUCAACGUGUCAGUUAACUUGGGGGACAAAUAUCACAAGAACACUGCUCUGCACUGGGCAGUCCUGGCAGGCAACACUACGGUUAUUAGCCUGCUGCUGGAGGCUGGUGCUCAUGUGGACUCACAGAAUAUCAAGGGCGAAACACCACUAGAUCUCUCCAAACAAAGGAAAAAUGUCUGGAUGAUUAACCAUCUGCAGGAAGCAAGACAAGCAAAGGGUUUUGACAGUCCUUCGUUCCUAAAGAGGUUGAAGGCAGACAAGGAGUUUCGUCAGAAGGUGAUGCUGGGAACUCCGUUUCUUGUCAUCUGGCUGGUGGGUUUCAUAGCUGACUUAGACAUUGGCUCAUGGCUUAUCAAAGGCCUUCUGUAUGGAGUGGUUUGGGUGACAGUACAGUUUCUUUCAAAGUCCUUCUUCGAUCACUCCAUGCACAGUGCCCUUCCUCUUGGAAUAUACCUGGCAACGAAAUUCUGGAUGUAUAUCACAUGGUUCUUCUGGUUCUGGAAUGAUCUUCCUUUUGUCACUAUCCAUAUUCCAUUCCUUCUCAAUAGUGUAGCACUUUUCUACAACUUUGGAAAAUCCUGGAAAUCGGACCCAGGGAUAAUUAAAGCCACAGAGGAACAAAAGAAAAAGACCAUAGUUGAACUUGCAGAGACAGGGAGUCUGGAUCUUAGCAUAUUCUGCAGCACCUGUUUGAUACGGAAACCAGUAAGAUCCAAGCAUUGCGCUGUGUGUAACCGGUGCAUUGCAAAGUUUGAUCAUCACUGCCCAUGGGUAGGCAACUGUGUUGGAGCUGGAAAUCACCGCUACUUCAUUGGAUAUUUAUUCUUCUUGCUCUGUAUGCUCUGUUGGAUGAUUUACGGUUGCAUCUGCUACUGGAGGAUUCAUUGUGCAACCAGCUAUUCAACGGAUGGAUUCUGGGCGUACAUUACUCAGAUUGCUACCUGCUCGCCCUGGAUGUUCUGGAUGUUCCUGAACAGUAUUUUCCAUUUCAUGUGGGUGGCAGUGCUGAUCAUGUGUCAGAUGUACCAGAUCGCUUGCCUAGGUAUAACCACUAAUGAAAGGAUGAACGCAAGAAGAUACAAGCACUUUAAAGUUACAACAACAUCUAUCGAAAGCCCAUUCAACCAUGGAUGUGUACGGAACAUCAUAGACUUCUUUGAAUACAGAUGCUGUGGUCUUAUCCGUCUCGUUGUUGUAGACUGGACAAAGCAGUACACAAUAGAGUACGACCAAACGACAGGAUCGGGCUAUCAGCUGGUGUAGCGCUGCUGGUGCUUCCUUCUGAAGUCCUAUCAACCAUUGGCUGUUUCGGAGUGGUGCCUGAGAAUUUCCUUACUGAGACUGACAGCUUGAACUAGCAUGCUGUUGUGGGGCUACAGAAGAACGACUGCCGGAACCUCCUUUUCACUCAACGUCUUAAUAACAUGGACAGUAUAAAACUGCCAGCCACGCUGAGGAGGAGGAGGAGGAGAAUGCAAAAGGGGAUUUAUUUUUUUCUUGAAACAGCAGUCAUUUGCAAUUCAUUUCAUUGCAGUCUGGGUUGUUUUUUUUUUUUUUUUUUUUUUUUUUGUUUUUUUUUUUCUGUAUGCAUUUUGGCUGGUUUAAACUUGAAAUUUAACAUUUCCAUAAGAUUUUACCCCUUUGAAGUAAUGAAUUAAGAAUAUGAGACAUAUAUUUAAACAAUUUUAAGCAUUUGUUGGCCUGGGGACAAAGGCAUAUUACCAAAUCUGAUUUGUUAACCUAUGUGCACCAGCUAAUUCAAAUAUUGCAUCCAAGAUUCCUGUACUAAAAUUGACAUUGAGUACAUUGGAGGAAUGUGAAGAAGCUCAAAUAAUUGUCUUUAUAAUGUCAAUUGUCAUCCAAGCUCAAUUCUACAAAACAUAAAUGCAUACCAAGGGGUACUGAGCAGUAUUCUUUAAAAUAUAAAUAUGCCUUUGCAGCCAACAUUAUUUUUUUUUUAAACUAUUUAUAGCUUGAACCUAUUAAAAUCAGUUACUGUUGGAAUAUAGUUUGUUUUGGACUAUAUUCUCUAAUUUAUUGUGCAGUUCAGCUACCCUUCUCCUACAUUAGGUAGAACAAUCAACACAGUGUACAAACAAACUUAUUGUGUUUUAAGACAGCCUUUUUAAAAAGGGUGUAUGACAAGUACAGCAAGCAUCCCCAAAACAUUGAGCUGUUCUCGAUAGUCAGACUGCAUUUGGUGAAAUGUAUGGAAUUGUUAAAUGAAAGUACACAGUGCUUCAGUUUCCAUUUCAGUUGUUGGACACUUAACUUUUUUUUUUUGUUAAACCAUUGCACUGAUUUUUUUCCUUUUUUUAUUGUUUGUGAUGGAAGUUGGGCUAAUUCAUUGUUUCUGAAACACUUCGAUGUUUACAAUGAGAGACAGCCAUAGGCUUGUUUUAGAAUAAAUAAAUAAAUAAACGUGGUAGCCACCAAGCUUUUGUGAGACACACCUAUGAAAGGACCUUGUAGUAGCGCCUGGAUACCAGUGUAAAGAAUGUUCAUCUGUACAUAAAGUAUCUAGCUUUCCCUUUUUUGUGAGUGAAUUUUCUGUGUUAGUUGAAGCUGCUAAUUUUGUUUUAUCCAACCAAAAAAUAAAAUUGUAUUACUGUAGCUUUUAGUGAUGUCCAGUGCUGCUGUUUAUAGGAGUUUUUUCCCCAGUUCACUGCAUGUCUGAUGCUUGGAAGUAUGGCAGUCCCUAUAAUCCAGUCCAUUUAAUCUACUGAAAGUGUUGGCCCAGACCAUUCUUAUCUAGAGAAACCGAGAAUCUAUAAAUAGUGAUUGUUCAGUAUUUGCAACUAGACGUCAUUUUAUUCCCAGUAACUGUUACUUUGGUAGUGCAAAGACAUUCAUAAUUUGCAAGUACCAAAUACCAAACAAAAGAUUACAAAAACCAAGUGUACUAUUAUAUUUGAAUGUUUAAUAUUGGGGAAUAAAAGUUUAACAGUCUUGGGGCAUAUGCCGGGUUUGUCAUAAAAACAGCUGUAAAGCAAAAACAAACAAACCAAACCCUUUUUUUUGUGGCGGUCUUCGCUGUCUGCAUGCAAGAGGUCACAGAUAAUUGCUCUAGAACCGUUAAGGCAACUUUUAAGUCACCAAAAGGCAACAUGCAUUUGCUUUAUGGGGACAGGUUGCAUUGUAGUUUAGGUCAAUCCAUGCACCGUUACAGAUCUUGUGCAAGAGCUAAUGCUGACUUGAAACAUAUAAAAGGUUAAAAGGGACUGCAUCAUAACUCUCAAACUUUAAAUGUUUUUUUUUAGAGACAGACUGAGACCUUACAGAAAAAAAAAAAAAAAACUUUAGUUUUUUUAACUGCCAACUCUGCUUGAUUGAAAUGGUUUGGCAGACUGCAAUUAGAUUAACUAUGUACUACACAAUCAUUAACUCUUGAGAAAUCUUAAAUGUAUCCCUAUAAUUUGUUCAAGUGAUCUGUGAAUAUAUGAAAGCGGUCCAUUGGUAGAUUUCAAGAGUGCCUGCAUGUCAGAGGCGAGGCCAGGUGAGCCGUUAGCAUUAGUGCAAAUAACUAAUCAAUGAAAGCACUGGAAUUUAACACUACUUACUAUGUUUUUUAAAGAAAAAAUCAUUAUUGCUUACAAAAUGGUACAGAGCAGGUAUUAGAAACCAUAGCUGUCACAAUGCUUCAAUAUAUCGAGCCAUCUGGUCUUGCACAAGCUUCUUUCACCUAUUGCGACCUGCGCCCCAAACCUUACAGAGCAGCUGAGUUACAAAGGGUAGUUCAAUAACUAAUGCAUCGAAUGCUGAACGUGUUUCUACCCCUGUAACUGCCAAUAAUUCAUUUACUUUUGCUGAGACCUUCAUUGUACUACAUUGUGAACAAAAAUCAAACUUGUAAAUGUUAAUUAGAAAAAAAAAGUAGCUGUCGUUAUAUGUCAGAUUUUGUAAGUUAUUAAUCAAAUAAACAUGGCCUAUUACAUAAUGUUUAGACGUUGUUGAUUUCUGUUCCCGUUACUGUAAAAUGUCUAUAUGUUACACAAAGCUUUCAGAGUCUGCGCUGGCACUCACCAACUUUGGCUUGGUACUCUUAUAGUAAUUUGCUGAGCUUCUAAAGGAUGGAUCCUGGGAGCCACUCACUAAAUAUGACAUUUGUUACAAGACUAUUCUACAUGCUGUGGAUCUAGGUUAGUUUUACAAUAGUGACCAUUGGUCCGCUCGCGAAAGGUAAAUCCUGGACCUGCUGUGUGUCACAAGUUAUAUUCUGUACUCCUGUGACUAAAUCCAUUUUGUGUAGAAAAAUAAGCUCUAGAUGAACUUUGUGUCCUGGGAGAUUUUCAGGAAAUAAUUUGGCCAUUUUGUAUAAUCAUGGAGAAGCAGCAGCAAAGAAUGGGUUAGAAUAUAACAACUACCAUAAAAAGGGUAUUGAUCAUUUAAAAUGUUUAUUUCUUGUCUAAAACCAAAAAAAACUUGAAUUGGGGAGAAAGGUUAACACUUGGAUGGCAAUUGAUUAAAAUGGGGAUUAGGAGAAAGCUGAAAUGUUUUUAGUUAUGAAGCUACAAACCAACAUUCAGUUGCUGAAGUGGUUUGGACAGUCAUCUCACCUAAAUCAUGUUCCAGCCAUUGGGAGUUAGACAGGGUAGGAUUUAAUUUGUCAAUCCACAGCCCUAUGAAUAAACUUGUUAGUUGAAACUCAUUUGUCCAAGUGUUACUUUA